AUGGCGGACGCGUACAUACCCCUCAUGAUGACAUCAGGGGUGCCCUGCGUUCUUACAUCCACUUCCUUUCCUGAGGCUCUUCGAGAGACGUCCAAUGAGUUGGUUUGCGAUUCUGGUUUGCGCUGGUUACACAAAAAUGCCCAUUUAUUGGGUGACGUGCGCUCAUCUGGUUUCUUGCUGGCGGGGGCGAAGGUGGUCGUUCGGGGAGAAAUCGCCUCUGUAACUCUCGCAGAUGCCGUUAUUCUCUGCGAAGAGUGUAUUGUGCGCCCACCGCUACGGUCAUUGUUGAACUUAAAUUCAAUUGAGUCAUCCCCUUUGGUGAUAGGCUCCGCAACAGUGAUUGGGAGACGAACAGUGUGUGAAGCAAAGUCAGUAGGAAGCUACGUGCAUGUUGAGGACGACUGUGUCAUUGGGGAGUGGGUGGAGGUCCCUGAUGGUGUGUGGCUGCGUUCGGGAUGUGUUGUGCCCUCUGGGAUGAGGCUUGCGCCUUAUGUUGUUUACGAGGGACGUCCAGCACGUCCGGUGGCCAGCCUAGAUGCGGAGUUGCAUCAGAUAUUUAUGAAGGAAAGAGUUUACGAGGUGUUCUCUGCUCCAUCGGAUCCUGUGCCACAGUGA
This is a messenger RNA of Trypanosoma cruzi, 615 nucleotides long. RefSeq lists its product as uncharacterized. The record is from RefSeq and is a predicted model, not a curated record. The transcript has a single exon. The coding region runs from base 1 to 615 and encodes 204 amino acids. NCBI's taxonomy places the organism in Eukaryota, Euglenozoa, Kinetoplastea, Trypanosomatida, Trypanosomatidae.